CACACAGUGGCUUGGUUGCGCCACUAUGCUGACGUGCCAAAAGAACAGAUACACGGAGACCGGGUUCACGUUCCAACCCCUCACCGAUCACAAAACCACACUACGUCAAUGACUUCUUGACGGUCAGUCACAACGCGAACUGAAGAAAUCCAUUUAGCUUCUUCAUGAAACCAAUUCGCAGUUUAGAGGAUCAGAUAUCGUCGCAUCAGCUCAGCACCAAUCAGUCUAAUUCAAGAUGGGGGUCCACAAGUCCGGUUACCACCACCAUUCCUCCAUAACCAAGUACAAAGUCCAGGGCACGGUAGACUUCCUGCGCGGGCGUGGCUUGCUCGGCCAGGGGCGGCUCUUCACGCACCAGCAGGUCUUCGAGCACUUUAAUAUCAGCCGUACGUCGGGCUACAAGAUGCUCAACGAGCCGCGUGAAGUGGAGCCCGUAGCCUUCCAUUCGAACUCCCCGGAUCCGCGUGGACGGAAGAAGCUCCUCGACCACCAGUCGCUCGUGCAGAUUGAGCGAUGUAUCGAUCAGGGUGUCUUCGACGGGCGCAAUAUCUCCUGGAAAGACGUCCCCAGCGCCGCCGGCCUCGAUAUUCAAGUCUCCGGCCGUACCGUUAGGAGGGCGAUCCGCGAGCUAAACUAUCGCAGGUGCAUCAGCUGCGACGAGGAAUACCGCUCAUCGCAAUCUAGGGAGAAACGGGUAGAACACGCGCGCACGAUGUUGGAGAAGUUUCCGGAGCCAAGCGACUGGUAUCGGGUGCGGUUCUCUGGUGACUGCCACUUCGGCUGGGGGCCAACGGGCGAAGUGUCGGUUCUCCGCCAGCCGUGGGAGCGCUUCUGCCCGGACUGCAUGGUCGAGACGAAAGGCGCGGGCGAGGAGGGUUUGCGGAGACUGCACUGCUGGGCCGCUGUCGGCCACGACUUCAAGAGCGACUUGGUCUGGUACGACAAGCCCAGCGAGAGCAACGGCAAACUCGAUAUGACCGCGUACCGGGACCAAAUCCUCGAGCCGGUGGUGGGCCCGUGGCUCCAGGCCGGGAAUGACUUUGUGCUGGAGGAAGAUGUCGAGUCUGGCCAUAGCGGGAAGAAAGGGAACAACAUCGUCAGCAAGUGGAAGAAGGAAAACAAGCUUGAGAGCUUUUUCAACUGUCCCAUGAGCCCGGACUUCGUGCCCAUUGAGAGGGCCUUCCAGCUACCCAGGCAGUAUGUGAAGAAGCGGCCCUGUUGGGAGGACAGCAGUGUGAAGGAGCUUGCGGAGGAGGGCUGGGCUGCGCUGAGGCAGGAGUCCAUCAACCGCUGGGUGGACCAGAUCCCCCAGACCUUGAAAACCUGUCUGGACAAGGGGGGUGCGUAACUGGGGGUUGUUAGAGGGAGAACGUAACCCUGGUCGUGGUUGUCAUUCUUAGCCAAGGUACCGUACUCAAGUACUCGCUGGGCCUCCCAAAGCGGAAGGAUCCAGCUCCCC
Chaetomium strumarium is the source of this 1459-nucleotide messenger RNA. RefSeq lists its product as uncharacterized. The coding region runs from base 236 to 1348 and encodes 370 amino acids. The record is from RefSeq and is a predicted model, not a curated record. Lineage: Eukaryota; Fungi; Ascomycota; Sordariomycetes; Sordariales; Chaetomiaceae. Gene Ontology annotation, molecular function: nucleic acid binding. The transcript has a single exon.